AUGCCAAGCUUUCACUGGGAGGAAAAUAUAAGCCUGCAAUCCUACAACUCUUUCAAGAUUCAAGUGACUGCACGUUACGUCGUCCGUGUUCAGAACACCAGUCUCAACGAGCUCCUGGAGUCACCAUUGUUCCAAAACCGUCGCCAUGUGAUCCUGGGAGGAGGAAGUAAUUUACUUUUUACCGAGAAGUCGUAUGACGGCAUUGUUCUGAAGAACGAGAUCAUGGGAAUUGAAACCAUAUCUCGAAACGAUACGCAUACGUCGCUCAAGGUCGGCGGAGGCGUCACGUGGAGCUCACUGGUUGACUAUUGUCUCACCCACAACCUUGGUGGUAUUGAGAACUUAUCCCUUAUUCCCGGCACUGUGGGCGCGGCUCCGAUUCAAAACAUCGGUGCAUAUGGGGUGGAGCUCAGUGAUGUUCUCGAAAGCGUGGAAAUUGUUGACCUAGUGGAUGGCGUUACACGUACCAUGACGAGGGCCGAAUGUCAAUUUCGGUAUCGAGACAGCAUCUUCAAGCGUCUGAAGGAUGUAAUGGUUUCUACCGUAACCAUCAAGCUUACCAAUGCUCCUCACCAUCGAUUGAACACCACAUACGGCUCGAUCCGCCAAGUUUUAAGUGAGCGAGACAUCCUCACACCUACCAUAUCGUCGGUCAGUGAGGCAGUAUGUCUACUUCGCAGACGCAAACUACCCGAUCCAAGAGAGUUGGGUAAUGCGGGAAGCUUUUUCCAAAAUGUUGCUGUCGAUGAUUUCACUUGCAAGUCUAUCAAGAGCAAAUAUCCCGCACUUCCUGUUUUCCCUAGGGCAAACGGGCUUAGUUUCAUUCCAGCAGCGUGGUUUAUCGAGAAAUGCGGCUGGAAAGGCAGGCGGAUAGGCGGGGUUGGAGUAUAUCAUAAACACGCUCUUAUUAUAGUGAAUUUUGGAGAGGCGGAUGGUGAAGAAGUGAAGGCGCUAUCAGAUCGGAUUACUCGGGAGCUACCUACCGUAGCGUCCCUGGUGGACGAUCACAAAGUCUCACGGGAGUCAUUGCUGUUAAAUAUCAGCCAUGACAAACACCAGCUAGGCUCUGCAAAGCUCGUUGUAGUAUCAACUGCAGCAAUGAAGGGUCAAACCAAUGUUGAGGUUGAAGCAGCUCGAGGGCGACGAAUUCCGGUGAUUCACAGAUCCGAAAUAUUGGCUUCGUUGAUGCGCCAUCACAAGUUCAUUGCCAUUGGCGGCAGUCAUGAUAAGAGUGAUGUUAUCACUCGGUACGGCAGCAACGCUCACCUGGGCUCGGGUAGUUGGUUGGUUGCGGAAGCCGACGAAAGCGACGUCUUUUGCAUUGACGACCCGGGGGUUCGCAAAAUCCUCCCUGAGGUUCAAGACCGCAACGUUGUGACAUACGGUGUUUCAGACAAUGCAUAUGUUCGUGGGGAAAACAUCGAAUACAGUCCACAGGAUUGUCCCUUCGUCUUGAAUGUUCUGGGAUUGCACAAUAUUCGGAACGCGCUAGCCACUACUGCCAUUGCUCUUGAGCUGGGCAUUGGGCUAGAGAGCAUUCGUCAUGCCUUGGGGGGCUUUCCGGGCACGGAUCGCCGUUACAUCCAUGUAGGAGAAGUGAAUGGCAUUCAAAUCAUCGAUGAUCAUGUCGCACACCCUGCAGAAAUGAAGGCAACACAAAAGAUGGCAAAGCAAGCGGGUGCCCGCAGAGUCAUUGCUGUCUACCAGCCUACCGCUGUAGUUAGAAAUGCGAAGGCGUGGCUGGAAGAAGACCCGGCAGCUUUCCAAGAUUCGGCGCACAUUAUCGUCGGCCAAGCAGAUGGGGUUGAUCCAAUUCCAGCGGCCGAGGCACGGGAGGCACUAAUUCAAUACCUGCACUCCCACGGGCGUGAGUAUGCGAUUUCGAUGCCAGAUCCAUCUGUACUUCCAGAGCCGGUGUCCCGCCUUGGGCAGGAAGGUGACUUUGUCCUGUGUAUGGGGUUCCGUAGCUCAACUCUCUGGGCACGGGCAUUGGCAGGCCAAUUAAAAGUUCUCGGAACCCCGCGGAAGAAUGAUAAUGGAAGUAGGACAUGA
Molecule: messenger RNA, 2052 nt
Organism: Penicillium cinerascens
Lineage: Eukaryota; Fungi; Ascomycota; Eurotiomycetes; Eurotiales; Aspergillaceae
Product: putative UDP-N-acetylmuramate dehydrogenase
Exons: 5
Coding region: 1-2052 (683 amino acids)
Biological process (GO): biosynthetic process; cell wall organization
Cellular component (GO): cytosol
Molecular function (GO): acid-amino acid ligase activity; FAD binding; UDP-N-acetylmuramate dehydrogenase activity
Source: RefSeq, a predicted model, not a curated record